GUUGUUUUGUAACAGCUGAUUGACAGUUGGUGUUUAGCAAAGGAGAACUGGGAAACACUUUAAUUUUUAUUAAUGAUUUUUUACCUAUGUAGCACAGAACAUUAUUAAAAUAAUGUUGGUGUAACUUGGAAAAAUUGUUUCUCCAGCAAUAAACUUCAUUGUAAUUAUGCAGUUUGAAUACAUCUAAUAAUGGAUUUUGUUGUAAGCUGCUGAUGCUAAUGGACUUUAUGAAUGAAGUAGGUGUAUCCAGGUCAGUGGGCCAAUUUAAUAAGAAACUGUAGUACAUCAGAAUCAACAGACUUGGAUUAUAGAUACUCAGUUUGCUUCCUGUGAAAAAACUUUGUGAUUCUAAAUUUAGACAAAAAACAUUUCCUGCAUAUAAUUGUUUAGCUCAUUAAUUUUAUUUUAGAUUGUAGUUACAUUAUUCACUAUUAUAUAUUCUCAAGACACUUUGAAUUGUGACUUCAUAAUUGUUCAGAAGUUGAACAUAUGACACAGAUAGGAUUAUCAUUUUAUGAUGAGCAUUCAGUUUGACAGUUCAAGGUUUAUGAGAGAUACACCGAUCUCUCCAUUCUAUUCUCAUCCUCCCCAUCUUCCGACUUUGUUUCAUCCUGAUAUAUACAGCCAUAUGACCAGAUUUGACGAAGAUCUGUGGAAUUCAAGACUUGCCGAGAGAAAAAUCAUGGAACGAUACCAAGAAGACAAGUAUUUCCAGAGAAUAUCUCCUCCAAAACAAAUGUCAGAGGAAAUUAGACCUGCAGAAAUUGACUUGACAACUACAGGACACAGGAAUCAGGUGGAGGACUACAGUCGUCACAGUCCACGCUAUUACUACAACAGUCUAGGAGAGAAAGAAAGGGAAAGUGAAACAGAUUAUUCCCAUAAGUCUCACUCUGUGUCACCUCCAGGAUUGGAUGAAAGACUGAGGAAAAGUUCGUACUAUACAUCUUCAGUACAGAGCAAUGGCAUAAUGGAUAAAACUGAACAUCAAGGAGCAAUCAACUUAACAUCAGUUCGUGAAAGUACAGAAAGUUUGCAAAAUGGCGAAAUUCUGAGAAAUGGUGACAUGACAGAAGAAUCUCAGGAAACUGGGCAAAAAUCUCCCCAUGAUCAACCAGUUGCAGCAAAAAGAAAGGUCAAGUCAAACAGUGCCAUAGAAACAGGAAUUGGAAUGGGAGGAAUACUUGGACAACAGAUGGCAAUGGCUGCUCAGCAUGGUCUGACGGCACAACAGCUUCAGCAAUUUUUACAGCAACAAACAACUCCUGCUAUUAACCCAACUCAAAUUCAACAGUUGAUGCAACAUCAGUCAAUGGUUAUGCAACAUCAGCAACAGCAAAAACUCCAAGAGCAAGUUCUUCAAGAACUCAAUGAACAGUUACAAAUGAACAUGUUACAACAGUCAAAGCUCAUGCAGCAACCAGACAAAGUGAAAAACAGCAAAUCACAACAACAGCUGACUCAGUUGGCAGUGCAACAACAACAGCUUGUACAACAGAUACAACAAAUACAGUUACAACAAAGACAGUUCUUGUUAGCAUGUCUAGCCCAGCCUUUUGUUGGUGUCAGCCAAGGGAUGAUGUCUCCUGUUGAGAUUCAGCAAUUAUGGAAAGAAGUGGCAGCACAGUCUGGUCUACAAGAUGAGUCCAAAGCUCACUUUAAUGGUCUCAACUCCACACGAUCUCAAACCCCUACUUCUCAGGCACUGCCCACGUGGACCAAUGGUGUGGCUAACCACCUGUCUCAACACAAUAUCUCAGGUCAACCAAGUCGCCCUCAACCAGAAGAGGAAGAUGAUGAACCAAAAUUUACAACAUUAUACAGACAGGGACUGUGUAAAUGGCCAGGUUGUGAUAUUCAGUGUGAAAAUUACAAAGUAUUUUUCAGACAUAUCAAUGAAGACCACCAUCUUGAUGAUAGAAGUACAGCUCAAGCAAGAGUACAGAUGCAAGUUGUUAGUCAACUGGAAAUACAGUUAACAAGAGAAAAAGAGCUCUUACAAGAAAUGAUGAGACAUCUUCAUAUGAAACCAAAUGAUAAAAAUAGCACUGUGGCUGAAGUUCAGAAGCCGAGGGCUCCAGUAAUUAUCAGCACAGCAGCAACAGAAAUGCCUACAUCUCCACAAUCAACAUCGACACUUUCAAGCUUAUCAGUGCCAAGCCCUCCAAAGAUGACAUCAGUGAUAACGAGUCCAACAAAGAUCCUACCUAGUUUACACAUGUCUGCAUCAGCACCACCUACUCCAGUGUCAUUGGUAUCCCACCCAAUCUCAUUGCCGAUCGUGAUCCCUCCACAGCUGGGACAUACAUCGAUAUCAAAACCGCCCACUCCUCAGUCCCAUUCCAUGUCACAGCCUUCUACUCCUACCAGUAUUGGUCCAAUGAGACGACGAGUGUCAGAUAAAUGUAAUUUACCAAUAUCAGCAGAAAUCCAAAGAAACCGAGAAUUUUACAAGAAUACAGAUGUCCGCCCACCUUUUACAUAUGCCUCUUUAAUAAGACAGGCUAUUAUAGAAUCUCAACAUAAACAGCUGACGUUAAAUGAAAUCUAUCAGUGGUUCCAAAAUACAUUUUCAUAUUUUAGACGAAAUGAAGCCACAUGGAAGAAUGCUGUUCGACAUAAUCUUAGCCUUCACAAAUGUUUUAUGAGAGUUGAGAAUGUUAAAGGAGCAGUUUGGACUGUUGAUGAAAUAGAAUUCUACAAGAGACGGCCUCAAAAAUUGGGAGGGAGUAUGGGAAUGAGAGAGAUACCAAGUCCUGGAUCUGAUCCUUCAGUUUUUGGAGAUAGUCUAAAUGCAAGUCUUAGGGCAGCAAUAGAGCAAGCUAAUAUUCAUUUUAUGAACAAUCAGAAUUAUUCCAAUGGUGAAUCAUCAUUAGACGGAGCUGAAGAUCUUUCUAUGAAGUCAAACAGAAAUGACAGUUCAGAAAGCCUUUCAAAAUUUGAUUUUCCUUCUAGGGAAGAAUAUCAAAUGAUGAUGAAAGAAGAGGCUCAAGAUGAUGCUUACAAUGAAAAUGACAAUGAAGGUCAUCUGGGUGAUGGGAUUCAUAAAGAUGAAGAUAUGAUUGACAGUGAAAUAGACAGUAUCUCACAAGAAAUGAUUGAAGUGAAAACUGAGGAUCAGACUUCUGUGCACUCUCCGAAAGACACAUCACAUGUACCUACAAAUCAUGAAAUAUUUUCAAGUUUGCUUCAGAAGGCACAAGAUUCAAUGUCAGCAGCUUCAAGUCAUAUAGCAUCUUAGAGAACAGGACCGUAACAGUUGUAAAAAAUUAUUAUUGAUAGGAACAAUCUAUUGUAGUAAAUGUUCUGCUUUAAUUUAGUACAUAAACAAGAAAGUGAUCGAAGAUUUUUUAAGACUUUUUUUGUUUUAACUAGAUUUGAUUUACAAUGUCAGCCUUAUACACAAGGGGGACAACUCUCAAUUAUAAAAAAGGAAAUCUGAAGGUUGUAAAAAUCUAAACUGAAUAGGACAUCUUUUGUAAAAAGUGUCAGGAAAGUUUUAAUCAAAAAAUGUUUUGUUAAGAACUUCUAUUAUUCUAGUGCUUUACAUGUUGUGUUUGUAUGUUGUUGUUAUUUUUAGAGCUUUUAAUUGUUAACUUGUUUUGGACCAUUCAGAUGACAUGCGGAUUUGAAGUGUUACAAUUUUGAUUUUAAUUAGCAGAUAUUUAGAUCUGGAAAUCAUAGCUUAUAGGGCAGUUUUAAUUUAAAAACAGAAUGCAGUGCUUCAUAUGCAUAAUUUUAAUGUAUAAAAUUUUACCACAGUCAAGUGCAUCAAGCAUUGUAGAUUUCAUAUAAAUUUGUUUUAAAAGUUUUGUUUGAUGUGCAAUAAUAGGCAAUACAACACAGCUUCAACGAAGAGCUAUGUUUGAGAAAAUAUAACUGGAGUUAGUGCUUAACUACAUAUUGUACAUUUCAAUCAGAAGCAUUUUUUUUAUUAUUAAAGGACCAUCGUAUAUUCUGAGUAUUUUUUAAAAUAUUAAUCUUGUUGACAAUGUCUGUAGACAGAAAAAUAAGAUGUGUGUUAUCAUCAGAUAAUUAUUCAGUUAAUAUUAUCACCAAUGUAAAAAAUCAUUCAUCAAUUCAUACAGUCGGAAGGACCAAAAAACUGUUUGUUAGUUCUAUUUUAUAUUUAUACUGAAUAUUUUAUUAGGUUGUUUUAAUUAUCCCUUGCAACAUGUUAUUGAGAAGUAAAAUAGUUGUGAAAUAUUAUUUCAAAAUAUCUGAUUACUCACCAGUUAAAACAAAUACAAAAUUAGAUUUAACUUCACAGAAAUAUUAAGACCCAUGGUAGUUUAUAGGGAUUCGUUGAUUUAUAUUAGUUGCAAAAAAACAUUCUUUCUUAAAGUAUUGUUAUAAAUACUUCCAUAAAAUCUUAUUAGUUAUUUAGCAUUAUAUUUUUUAGUUUUUCUGUAUGUCAUUUUUUUGUGAAAUUGGAGAACAUUGAUUUUGGGUCAUAAUUUUAUAUGGGAAAUAAGUGAACAAUGUAUCAUCUCACUGGUUUCUCACUCUAUGUUUCAGUAUUGGUAAAUUAAGCAUGACAUUUUUUAUUUUACAAGAUUGUGUUCAUGUAUUUUUGUACAUUCUGGUCCUUGUUGUAUAAAUGUUAGUUGUUAAUGUAUAUUUUACUGUUUAAGUCUUUUGACUAUUCAUUAAAUUCUGUAAAUACAUUGUACAUACAUCUUUUUUCAUAGAAAUGAACUUCUGAAGUCAUUCUACGGAUAAAACGUAAUAUUAUAUUAUGAUUCUAUUUAUGAAAGACUUUUUAAGAUAAAUUAUGAUUAAGCAAUACAAUAUUUUCCCAGUUUAACUGUUGAUAGACUAUUCCCAUUUCAUUGUAAUAUCAUCUCUAAUAUUUUUUAUCUCUAGAAUGUUGGCAGCAAAAUAUAAUUUUACAUUUACAAAGUAUAAACUUGUUUCAUAUUUCCAGCCCCCCCACCCCAAAAAAAAACCUUUUGGUACAUGUAGAUGCACUGUUCGUUUUGCAAAUCUAGUAAAAGCUAUUUCUAGCAUUUUUGGCCUUUAUACUAAAAGAUUGGAUUAAUUCAUGUUCAGUAUUUAAAAGUUUUAAGAUAUGAUUGAACUGUUAUUUUUUUCUAACCUGUCCUAUUUUCUGAUUUUACUGUAGAUAGACACUUUUAAACAGAGCAUUUAAAAGCCAAUACCUUGUAUCAUCAGUCAUUUUAUCAUAAGAUUUGAAAUUUGCAAACAUUUAAAUAAAAUAGAAUUUAUUAUUUUAGAAGUACAAUGGCUUUCAAUAAAUUUGAUUGAUAUUUACCCUUUAUUAUCUGUGUAAAAAUUAAAUUGGAACCUUCUAUUUAAGGGGAGGUAAAAACUGGAUUUUACAGCAAGUCAAAAAGGUUUUACACUUUUCUUUGGUGAAUUAUCAAGAAAUCAAGAAGGGUACCCCCAUUUUGUUUUUAUUUUCUGAAAAUAAUGUCCAAAAGAAUUAUAAAUUUCUGUCAAUAAGAUGUAUUUAUCCACCAAAGAAUGAUUUCCCCUCUAUUAUCUCUGUAAAAAUUAAAUUGGAACCUUCUAUUUUUGGAAAUUAACAUGCUGACAGGGUUUUUUUUUUCAAAUCAAAUUUUGUUUAGUUCUUUUAGGAAUAUUGAAGGAAAAUCUACAGCAUGUAUUUAGCAUAUUAUAUAUAAAUAUAUAUGCUGGUUAAUCAUUUUUCAUAUUUUGUUUGUUUUCUUUCAUUUUUCAUUUCAUUUCAUAUUUUGUUUGUUUUCUUUUUAAUGGGACAAUCAUUUCCUAAGAAGUAAAGAGAUGAUAGUCUGAGCACUGUUAUCUUUAUUGUUAUAUCAUUGAUUUAAUCAAUUUCAAAAGCAACAGAUGUUUUCAUUUGUUCAUACUCUGUUAAAUAUAUUUAUUUUUUUAUGUUUGAUAUGUCUGUUUUACAAACCAAACCAACACGCUGAUCUGUUAUUGUAGUUAUUGGACGUGUACUAAUAACAGCUUGAAGUUUUAAAUGUAAAACAAAACAAAAGGAUAAAAGAGAAUAAAAUAUAAAAAAAAUAUGAAAAAAAAAUCAUCAAAUAAAGAAAAUGAUCUUUUAAAUUUUUUUACAUUUCAAUAGAUUUAUGCUUUUAAAAAAAUACAGUAAAACUGAAAUGACAUUGUCUUUUAAAUGUUGAUGUAAAUCUGAUGUGGUACAUUAAAACUAUCAGGUUUGAUUUCGUAACACUUUCAUGCUAUAUUGUUAAGUUCUUUUUUUUUUAUAAAAAUUCCUUUGCAAAAGAAAACCUAAAAUUUGCAACUAGUUUGCUUAAUACCUAAAUGUAUUUAAAACAUGGUUCAUUAGGCCAAUGCUAAUUUGGUAGAAUGUGUUGGACUUCAAGAUUUUGAAAUCAUUUCAUACAACAUAUGUUCACUUUUCUCACCAGUGUUAUUCUUGCACAUCAAUUUUACAUACCUCUUUUUCUCUGUUCUUUCAUCUUUCUAGUCAUUUUUUGUUUUUUUGUUGAAUUUGCAAUCUGUUUGUUUCUUUCACAUGUACAAUUGUUUCUAUUCUCCUGAAAACAAACUCUCAAAUAAUUUAGCUUAACAAAAAAUUGUAUUCAUUGAGAUUAAAAAUGUAAACACAAACAUUCCCUUAACCUGUCAUGAUGUUUUAUGAACUUGCAUAAAUAAUAUAAUGAAUUAAGAUUCCAAAGUAUUAUUUUAUUCUUGAAGGAAUUUUUUGCACGUUGCUUUUAAACAUUUUUGAAAGACGACCAAAGCUUUAUGGGAAUUUCUAUAAAAUAAAACUAGGAUCUAAGGUCUAUAUUAUGGAAUAAAUGUAAACAAGUAGUAAGAUCAUUUGUGUAUUUUUUCAUAUGUUUUUAGGUCACAAUUUAACUUGCUUAGUUAUAUUGGUAAUUUUUUUCCCAACUUUUUAUCUUUUGACAUUAUUAAAAGUAUAUCAGUUUAAGAAUCAGAAAGUAUUUUUCUCAAACCAUAACAUUGUAACUUGAUAAAAAUAAUGAACAAAAAAGUGACAAAAUUUUUUAUCUUUCUAAUGUUGGAUUAUACCUUCAAAGUCUUGUUCAUGGAGCAGUUCUUACUUGCAGUAAAUGAAUAGUGCUCUUGGUUUUAAUGUACAGUAACUUUGCUGUUGUAUACUGUAUUCUUGGAAUAUGACUUUCUGUAGCAUCCUCUAUAAAUCAUGCUUUUGUGAUGAAUAGAUUUGAUGGACAUUUCACAGAAGACCUUAUACAACAGUCACAAAAGUCAAACUACAUAAAAAACAGGAAGACACAUCUCAUAACACAAUUGGUUAACUAUCUAAAACAACUGCUACAAAUUAAGAUGUUUAUGGGCAAUUUGGUUAAAAAAAGAACUAUUGUUAGUCAUCAUAUAAUGACAAGCAUGCAAUAUUUCAGCCACAUGCAUAGUAAAAAUAAGGUAAACUGUUUAAAGGGUGUAAUAAUAAAGUAGAUUGAAAUUGAAACUGAUUAAGAAGAAUUAGUUUGUAAAACAGCUUAUAUAACUUUAAAUAUUAAAAUAUCUAAAAGAUGCAGAAAGUAGACAUUUGAUAAAGUCAUAUAAAUAAAUAUUUUUAUGAUUUUGAUUUCAUAUUUAGAUUUUACAAGGUAGUCCUAAUAAAUCUAUGCAAGUAUUUAUUACAAGUUGUGUCUGUUAUGUAACAAUUAUUACAAGGAGUUGAAAGUAUGUAUCCCUUUUUAUCAGGUCAGCUAGAAAAUUAUACAAAUAAUUAGAAAUGUAGUAAAAAUAUCAAUAUCUCAGUUAUCAGAUAGCUGUGUGUGCAAGGGCAUUUUAAUUAGAUAAAUUUAUAAUGCAUGUUUUAAAUGAUGCGGUCAUUUAUUUUUAAACUACUGAGAAAAUUGGUAGGGUAUUUUUAAAUAACAAAUAAUAGUUUCCUCUUCAGCAAUAGUUAUGUAAUCUCUUUUACUGCAUUAUACACCAAGUAUGUUACAUCUGAAAUAGUUAUAUUUUUUCUUUCUCAGGAAAAUCUGUAUUCAAACAGUAUUUACUACUAGGGAGUGUAUGUAGUAACCGGUGCAUUUCAUGAUUACCUAUCUUUCUCUAUUGUGUAAUGUCUUCAUCAGAGACAAUAAAUAAUAUACUGGGUUAUAA
Mytilus californianus (California mussel) is the source of this 8076-nucleotide messenger RNA. RefSeq names its product forkhead box protein P1-like. Gene Ontology annotation, biological process: regulation of transcription by RNA polymerase II. NCBI's taxonomy places the organism in Eukaryota, Metazoa, Mollusca, Bivalvia, Mytilida, Mytilidae. Bases 515 to 3241 code for a protein of 908 amino acids. Gene Ontology annotation, cellular component: nucleus. Gene Ontology annotation, molecular function: DNA-binding transcription factor activity, RNA polymerase II-specific; RNA polymerase II cis-regulatory region sequence-specific DNA binding. The record is from RefSeq and is a predicted model, not a curated record. The transcript has 15 exons.